AUGUCGGCUCAAUACGUUGAAGACGUAAAGAAUCCUAAUGAAAAGGUUCAGAUCGAACCUUUAGGUAAGAAAGGUACUGAUUCUUCAUCACUUAAUUCUUAUGCUGUUGAUGAUUAUGUUUCUAAAUUUUUAGAUAUGUCAAAUGAAGCUAAAGAUAAUGAUCAUAAAGAAAAAACUAUGAAAUUAAGAGAAGGUAUUAAAACUUUCCCAAAAGCUGUCAUGUGGUCUCUUAUUCUUUCUUCUGCUUUAAUUAUGGAAGGUUAUGACACAAAUUUAUUAAAUUCUUUCUUUGGUUUCCCUGCUUUUAAUAAAAAGUUCGGUAAUUAUUACCCUGAAUUAGGUGAAUAUCAAGUUCCUGCAAGAUGGCAAACUGGUCUUAAUAUGGGUUAUAAUUGUGGUUGUAUCGUUGGUCUUGCUAUUGCUGGUUAUGUUGCUGAUGUUAUUGGUUAUAGAAAAACUAUGAUGAGUGCUUUGGCUACUUCUGUUGCUUUAAUUUUCCUUCAAUUCUUUUCUCCAAAUAGAGAAGUUUUAUUAUUAGCUUAUGUCUUAUUAGGUAUUAAUUGGGGUAGUUAUCAAACUUUAACUGUUACUUAUGCUUCGGAAGUGGCUCCGACAACCUUGCGUGUUUAUUUAACGACAUAUGUUAAUCUUUGUUGGGUGUUUGGGCAAUUACUUUCUUCAGGUAUUUUGAAAGCUAUGACUGGUUCAAAAAGUCCAAAUGCUUAUCGUAUUCCAUUUGCUAUUCAAUGGAUUUGGCCAAUUCCAAUCUUCAUUGGUGUUUUCUUUGCUCCUGAAUCUCCAUGGUAUUUAGUUAAAAAGGGUAGAGAUGCUGAAGCAAAACAAUCUCUUAAAAGAUUAUUGACUGAAAAUUCUCAUUUACCUGAUAAAGAAGUUUUAGCUACUGCUAUGUUAAAAAAGAUCCAAAUGACUGUUAAAGAAGAAGAAGCUGUUUCAACUGGUAUUACUUUCCGUGAUUGUUUCAGAGGUUCCAAUUUUAGAAGAACUAGAAUUGCUGCUUUCACUUGGAUGUUCCAAUCUUGUACUGGUUCAACCUUAAUGGGUUAUUCAACUUAUUUCUACAUUCAAGCUGGUUUAUCUACUAGUAUGUCAUUUACUUUCUCCAUUAUUCAAUAUAUCAUUGGUAUUAUCGGUACUGUUGGUUCAUGGUUUGUUUCUAAAAAAGUUGGUAGAUUUAAUAUGUAUUUCUUUGGUUUAUGUUUCCAAUCCAUUGUGUUAAUCAUUGUUGGUGGUUUAGGUUGUUCUUCUUCAACUAGUGCCAAAUGGGGUGUUGGUUCAUUACUUUUAAUCUAUACCUUUGUUUAUGAUUUAACUGUUGGUCCAAUGUGUUACUGUAUUGUGGCCGAAAUUCCAAAUUCAAGAUUAAGAACCAAGACUGUUAUGCUUGCUAGAAACUUAUAUAAUGUUUCUAACAUUAUUGUUGGUAUUGUUACUCCAUAUAUGUUAAACCCAACUCAAUGGAAUUGGAAAGCUAAGACUGGUUUCUUCUGGGCUGGAUUCUCCAUUACUGCUGCUAUCUGGUGUUACUUUGAUUUACCAGAAACUAAAGGUAGAACCUUUGCUGAAUUGGAUUUAUUAUUCGAAGAAGGUAUCAAAGCCAGAAAAUUCAAAUCUACCGAAGUUGAUGUGUUUAAUGCUGGUAAAUUAAUGGAAAGAUUUGGUGAAGAAAACAUCAAAGCCUUUGUCCAAGAAGCUGAAAUCACUGAAGAAAAGAUUAGAGCUUAG
Scheffersomyces coipomensis is the source of this 1743-nucleotide messenger RNA. It is a transcript of the gene MAL31, whose product is annotated as maltose permease. Gene Ontology annotation, molecular function: carbohydrate:proton symporter activity. Gene Ontology annotation, cellular component: membrane. NCBI's taxonomy places the organism in Eukaryota, Fungi, Ascomycota, Pichiomycetes, Serinales, Debaryomycetaceae. Bases 1 to 1743 code for a protein of 580 amino acids. Gene Ontology annotation, biological process: transmembrane transport; carbohydrate transport. The transcript has a single exon. The record is from RefSeq and is a predicted model, not a curated record.